AUGGCGUCCAAACCAAAUGUCAUAUUCUUUUUGUUAUUAGUCACUAUUACUUUUGUAAAGACUCAAAUUCUAGGUAACCUUUUGGGCAAUACAGUCGAAGGCCUUUUAGGCAGCACUGAAGACUUUGCUUUAAAUUUCACAGAACGUACUGCCCGAUUUGGUUUUGAAUCUGAUGAACACAAAGUGAUAACAGAAGAUGGAUAUGUCCUUACCGUUUUUAGAAUGAGAAAAAAGGACUGCGGUGAGUUGAACAAGACGCCAGUGAUACUUUGGCACGCACUUACACAGACUGCUGACGAUUGGUUGGCUGCUGGUAUAAACGGGAGUUUGGCGUAUCCGAUAGCUGGCGAGUGUCAUGAUCUGUGGCUCGCCAAUGACCGAGGUAACUACUAUAGUAGAGCACAUGUCCGUUUAAAUCCAGAUAAAGAUUCCAAAUUUUGGGACUAUUCAUUUGAUGAAAUAGGACGAUAUGAUGUUCCUGCGACCAUAAAUUAUAUUUUAAAAUAUACUGGAGAGGACAAAGUGAACUUUAUUGGCUUUUCCCAAGGUGCCACUUCACUCCUCAUUUCAUGUUCAGAAAGACCUAGAUAUUGCGACAGCAAAGUUAACGUCUUUCUAGGUCUUGCUCCAGCGGUGAAAAUUAGCAACAUGAAGUCAACAUUGUUGAGGGUGGUUCUUGAAAGUUUAAAUCAGUUCAAAGGAAUAUUAACUACAUUAGGUAUUAAUGAGGUAUUGGCUAGAGGUGGAGCUACACAGGACUUGACAGGUCUUUUGUGCAUUUUGAGUCCAACUGCCAGUAUCCUUUGCGGUGCUGGAGCAGGAACGAUAGACUCCUUCCACCCUGGAUCUAUUACAGGCGAAACUUGGCAAACGGAAUUGCCAAAUAUGCUAGAAGCGUACAAAGUAUCUGACCCAUCGUGGAACCAUAUGGACAUGGCAUACAGUCAGAAUAUCAAUACAAUGAUAUUUCCUAAAGUGAAAGAGUAUCUAAAUUACAACAAACAAUAA
This is a messenger RNA of Bicyclus anynana (squinting bush brown), 1008 nucleotides long. Its product is annotated as gastric triacylglycerol lipase-like. The transcript has 2 exons. The coding region runs from base 1 to 1008 and encodes 335 amino acids. NCBI's taxonomy places the organism in Eukaryota, Metazoa, Arthropoda, Insecta, Lepidoptera, Nymphalidae. Gene Ontology annotation, biological process: lipid metabolic process. The record is from RefSeq and is a predicted model, not a curated record.